Chenopodium quinoa (quinoa) is the source of this 2086-nucleotide messenger RNA. Its product is annotated as AMSH-like ubiquitin thioesterase 3. Bases 272 to 1813 code for a protein of 513 amino acids. The transcript has 14 exons. Gene Ontology annotation, molecular function: metal-dependent deubiquitinase activity; K63-linked deubiquitinase activity; protein binding. Gene Ontology annotation, cellular component: endosome; membrane. The record is from RefSeq and is a predicted model, not a curated record. Gene Ontology annotation, biological process: protein K63-linked deubiquitination; protein K48-linked deubiquitination. Lineage: Eukaryota; Viridiplantae; Streptophyta; Magnoliopsida; Caryophyllales; Amaranthaceae.
AUUCUCCACUCUGUAAAUGUCGACAUAACGAGUAGUACUUGUGAAAAAUCUUAAUUGAACUCCGUUUUCUGGUCUUCUUUCUUCACCACUCCAACUUAACCUAACAAUCAUUUUCUCUCUCCAAAUCACCAAUUCUCAAUUCAUCGUAUUCAUAUAUGAAUUGAAUUGAAGUGCGAUUAAUCAAUUACUUUCCUAAUUUGAUUUUUCAAUCGUUGAUCGCCGGAAUUUCAUCGGAAUUCGAUCACAUCACCGAUUAAUCUCGCCGGAAAUCAUGAAUCGUCGUCAAUUAUCGACGCCGGCAAAGCCGAUUAAUAUGAACACGCUUACAAGAAAAAUUGAUGUCGAUAAUCGGCUUUCUUUGGGGUAUUAUUAUCGAAUUGCUGAUACUCUUCUCAAACAGGCAGAUGUGUAUCGAGAAGAAAAUAAUAUAGUGGACUUGUAUGUUAUGCUCGUUAGGUUUUCAAGUUUGGUGUCUGAAACAAUACCCUUCCAUCGGGAUUACCAGGCUUUACAUUCUAGAGAAAGAGUACAUUACAGAAAGAAAUUGCUGGCAGUUAUUAAUGAGCUGGAAUCAUUGAAGCCUGAGUUUCAGCGUCGAGUAAAUGAACUUAACAAGGCUUAUACAGAAACACAACUAAAACAAUUUGAUGGCAGAGAGAAGACCACAUAUGGUUUGGAAGCAUCUUUGACACGGCCCUCUGCUUAUGCUCCUAGUUUUGAGAGCAAACAGCUACAACCAGAUAGCAAAACAAUUCAGUCUUCAUGGAAACAGAACAAUGAUUUCCUAGCUGCUUCAACUUCGAUGCCUUUUGAAAAAAGCUUCUCUAAGCUGUCUCUAGCGGUGCCACUUCCAAAUCAAGAAACAUUGUCAAGGCACUCCUUUUUAGGUCCAACUGGACUUCGUCGUCAAUGGCAAGGACCUAGUACGGAGAUUAAGGUGUCUUACCCUAGCCAUGCUGACUUAACUCCAGCUGAAAAUUUAUGCCUUAUUCAAGAUACACAAAAUGAAACUCAAGUUCAGAAGGAUGAUAGGUUAGGACAAGAUAUGGAAGCAGUCCUGUCUUUAGACAAUGGUAGCUGGUCACCCUGUGAAGAGGACUUGUCUGUGGGAAUCAUAAGGCAGCCAGUUCCUCCCCCUGUACUCGCUCAAGUUCAUCCAGAUUACCAUCCUAUCUCUCCAUCAAGAGUGGCUGAUCCAAGACCUGGACCAGCUAAGCCUUCAGAGAAUGGGACACAGAAUCCUAAUUCAUAUCAACAUCUGCAUAUUCCUGUGAGAAUGAUGGAAGAUUUCUUGAGGCUGGCACAACAAAAUACGACAAAAAAUCUUGAAACAUGUGGAGUUCUAGCUGGUUCUCUGGUAUGUUUUUCUCAAUUUCUUCAUGUAAAAAACCGAGUGUUUCACAUUACUACUUUAAUUGUUCCGAAGCAAGAGUCAACUUCUGAUUCAUGCCAGACAUUAAAUGAGGAAGAAAUAUUUGAGGUUCAGGACAAAGCAUCACUAUUUCCUCUUGGAUGGAUUCAUACGCACCCGACACAGACAUGUUUUAUGUCCUCAGUUGACCUGCAUACUCAUUACUCAUAUCAGAUUAUGUUGCCGGAAGCAGUUGCUAUCGUUAUGGCACCUACAGAUUCAUCCAGUCCGCAUGGUAUAUUUCACUUGUCUGAUCCUGGUGGUGUUUCUGUGAUUCGAAAUUGUGAUCAGCGUGGAUUUCAUCCUCAUGAGGAACCAUCAGAUGGUAGCCCACUAUAUGAACACUGCUCACACGUUUAUUUGAACCCAAAGUUGAGGUUUGAUGUGAUUGAUCUUCGAUAAAUGUCCUACAGAGUUCUUUUGUAUUUAGAAAAUUAAUUUUCAGAUCAAAGCAAAUAACAUUAUCAUUUGUACAGCUAUAAUUGAUCAUAUCUGUAAAUGUUUUUGUUAUUGGGGAAAUAUCUGGUGAAUUUGUUCAUCUGCUGCUGUGUUUUGAUAAACCAUACCUGACUGCACGAUACCUUGAUAAAAUACUCAAAAGUUUGCUGUUUUGUGUUUUAAUCUCUAUCAAGCACAUAACAUUGUCAUUAAUUGGAAGUAAUUGUUACUUCUGCU